Microtus ochrogaster (prairie vole) is the source of this 3699-nucleotide messenger RNA. RefSeq names its product Suv3 like RNA helicase (gene Supv3l1). The record is from RefSeq and is a predicted model, not a curated record. NCBI's taxonomy places the organism in Eukaryota, Metazoa, Chordata, Mammalia, Rodentia, Cricetidae. Gene Ontology annotation, molecular function: ATP binding; hydrolase activity, acting on acid anhydrides; RNA helicase activity. Gene Ontology annotation, cellular component: mitochondrial degradosome. Gene Ontology annotation, biological process: mitochondrial RNA 3'-end processing.
GCUCGGGGUAGAGCCGCGCGGUCUCGAUGUCCUUUCCUCGGUGUGCCCUGCUGUGGGCUCGGCUCCCGGCGGGGCGCGGGGCUGGGUCUCGGGCGGCCACUUGCUCCGCCCUUCGCGCCCUCGUGGGGCCUUUCCCCGGGGCUCCAGGACGCGUCCCCUGCCUGGCCGCCUCCUCCUCCUCCUCCUCUGCCUCUGGUGGCUCCAAAGCCCCGAACACGUCCUUGUUCGUUCCUCUGACAGUGAAGCCUCAGGGUCCCAGCGCCGACGGCGACGUGGGCGCCGAGCUCACUCGGCCUCUGGACAAGAAUGAAGUCAAGAAGGUCUUAGACAAGUUCUAUAAGAGGCAAGAAAUCCAAAAACUGAGUGCUGACUAUGGACUUGAUGCCCGUCUCUUCCACCAAGCUUUCAUAAGCUUCAGAAAUUACAUUAUGCAAUCUCAUUCUCUGGAUGUGGACAUCCACAUUGUCUUGAAUGACAUCUGCUUCAGUGCAGCCCACGUGGACGAUUUAUUUCCAUUUUUCUUAAGACAUGCCAAACAGAUAUUUCCUGUACUGGAAUGCAAGGAAGAUCUCCGUAAAAUCAGUGACUUGAGAAUACCACCCAACUGGUACCCAGAUGCCAGAGCCAUACAACGGAAGAUAAUAUUCCACUCAGGCCCCACCAACAGUGGGAAGACUUACCAUGCUAUCCAGAGGUACUUGUCUGCGAGAUCUGGAGUGUAUUGCGGCCCUCUGAAACUGCUGGCCCACGAGAUCUUUGAGAAGAGUAACGCUGCUGGUGUCCCGUGUGACUUGGUGACAGGUGAAGAGCAGCAGACGGUUGACCCUGAGGGGAAGCAAGCUGCCCACGUCUCUUGUACUGUGGAGAUGUGCAGUGUUACAACUCCUUAUGAAGUGGCUGUGAUCGAUGAGAUUCAGAUGAUUAGAGACUCGGGCAGAGGAUGGGCCUGGACCAGAGCACUGCUAGGACUCUGUGCUGAGGAAGUCCAUUUGUGUGGAGAAUCUGCUGCUAUUGACCUGGUCACUGAGCUUCUGUACACAACUGGUGAGGAGGUAGAGGUUCACAACUAUGAAAGGCUCACCCCCAUUUCCGUGCUGGAUCAUGCACUAGAGUCUUUAGAUAACCUUCGGCCUGGGGACUGCAUUGUCUGUUUUAGCAAGAAUGAUAUUUAUUCUGUGAGCCGACAGAUUGAAAUUCGGGGACUGGAAUCCGCUGUUAUCUAUGGCAGCCUCCCGCCUGGGACCAAACUUGCUCAAGCAAGAAAGUUUAAUGAUCCCAGUGAUCCGUGCAAAAUCCUGGUAGCUACAGAUGCAAUUGGCAUGGGACUUAAUUUGAGCAUAAGGAGAAUUAUUUUUUACUCCCUUAUAAAGCCCAGCAUCAAUGAAAAGGGAGAGAAAGAACUAGAGCCAAUCACCACCUCCCAAGCUCUGCAGAUUGCUGGCAGAGCCGGCCGGUUCAGCUCACACUUUAAAGAGGGAGAGGUCACAACAAUGCACGGAGAGGACUUGGCUUUAUUGAAGGAGAUUUUGAACAGACCCGUGGAGCCUAUACAGGCAGCAGGUCUCCACCCAACUGCUGAGCAGAUCGAAAUGUUUGCCUACCAUCUCCCUGAGACCACGUUGUCCAACCUCAUAGAUAUUUUUGUAGACUUUGCACAAGUUGAUGGACACUAUUUUGUCUGCAAUAUGGAUGAUUUUAAGUUCUCUGCAGAGCUGAUCCAGCAUAUUCCACUAAGUCUACGGGUGAGGUAUGUGUUCUGCACAGCCCCCAUCAACAAGAAACAGCCUUUUGUCUGCUCGUCCCUGUUACAGUUUGCCAGACAGUUCAGCAGGAAUGAGCCCCUGACCUUUGCGUGGUUACGCCGGUAUAUCAAGUGGCCUUUGCUUCCGCCUAAGAAUAUUAAAGACCUAAUGGAUCUUGAAGCUGUCCAUGAUGUUUUUGAUCUCUACCUGUGGCUAAGCUACCGAUUCAUGGAUAUGUUUCCAGACUCUAGCCUUGUUCGAAAUCUCCAGAAAGAACUGGAUGUCAUUAUCCAAGAUGGUGUACACAACAUCACCAAACUGAUUAAACUUUCUGAGUCACGCAAGCUUUUGAAUUUGGAGAGCUCACAGUCAGGGAACCAGUCACAGUUGUCAGGAACCUUAAAGAGCCCAGCAAAAAGGACACGUGGCACCAAAAGUGCAGGGGGUAAAGCUGCAGAGCCACUCAGCUCCGGUGCCAGCGAGCUGCCCCUUGCUUCCAGGCUGGUGCAGCAAGGACUCCUCACUGCAGACAUGCUGAAGCAGCUCCAGAAAGAGUGGCUGACGCAACAGCCGGAACAUGGCAGAGAAAAGGCAGGGACAAGAAGAAAGAAGAAGGACCCCAACUCUGAUUAGGCUUUUUAAUUUUGCAAAUAAAAAUCAAUUUUAAAUCCUUAUGCACAUGGCAUUCACUGCCUGUGAUAGGAUUGUGGGCAUCUUGCAUUAUUUUUUUUUUCAUAGAACAGUAAAUUCCUAAAGCCAUCUAAAGUACUUUUUCAAAACUUUAAAAUAGGGCGUCUUCAAGGUUUUUCCUAAGUGUUCAUAGUGGCCUUUCGUAGAGCAGCCCUGAGACACUGCUGUUCCAGAAAUCCUGCACAUAUCAGCUUGGGGGAUUGUUAGGCCUGUUUCUGAGGAUGUCAUAGGUGGAAUUCUGUGGCACACAGUGCUGUCUAUUACACCCACUACCAGAGAUUGUUCUAAGAAGCUGAAAAGAUGGAGUACAGCUCAGCAGAGCAAGGACGCUUGUGUCUCUUGUGCACUGCUGUAACCACUGUGUGUGGGCUAGUGUGGAAGCAGUGUGACUCUGAAAUGAGCGCACACACGUGUAGAAAGAAGUGAUGGGGAAGGUCAGCUCCCUCAGGACGGGGCACUGUCAGACCACCCAUGUUUAAAGGCCAGUCUGCCGCACAGUGAUCUCCAUCCGCCCUGGUUAAAAAACGUAGCUAGAAGUUUAAAGACCUUAGUUCAGGCAUUGGACAGACCCGGUUCUGCCUUGUUCAACAUGGCACGUGUGAAGGCGUGGGCAGUUGUGUUCAGAGUUGCUGAAUGUUACGUGAUGGUAGGCUGUUCAGUCCCAGCCUGCACACCGCAAGUAUUUCCUAGAGUAACCUGUAGGUUUGGACCAUUCUGCCCGAGAAUGGAACUCACAGGUCAUUCUGAGACUUAAACCAGUUUCCUACGUGUGUGCUAAUCAAAGCUGACUCCAGAGUGGAGGCUCGAGGAACAGCCAGAUACGCCGUGGUAUUCAUGUGUCACAGCUUUUCUUCAGGGUGCUGAGGAGUUGGGGUGACAUUAUCUAGAAGGCAGUCUUCAUCUCAGACCUCUGUCUUCAUGGGAGCAAAGACUGAGAAGUGCUGUCCUUCCUUGUGGGGAACGGAGUGGAGUGCCUAGGAGAGCGUGUGGGUGUCCUGUGCUGGACAACGCCAGGUUCCAGAAUCAACUUUACUCUGUCUACGUGGUCUCACAAAAUCCUCAAGGACUGAAGCCGACGGCAGGGCUUUCACAAAGGGAAGGGACUCUCAGGAAGAGCUGCACGAGUGCUUAGCUGAAGGUCCUUGAACAGAGGGACAGGAGGCCAUGUGGUUUAGCAGAAGAGACUGGAGAUGUCACCAAGGAGCACAAGCGGGAACUGAUUGGAGUGGUGCUGAGCUGAUCUCAACACCACUGAUCUGAGCAGCUU